UCCGCUUCAACGACCCGGAAGUGGAGGAAGAAAUUCGGAACAGUUGGAAACAUUGACAGGUGCCACGGCGACCCGGGCGAGGUGUCGUUUGUAGGGCUGUUGUACACGUCGUAUUGUCAUGGAGAAGAAAGAUGAGGAAAAGAACUCUGACAAUAUUAAUAAAGUACCCAUACCCAUGAUUCCUGAGGAUACAGGCAUUACACAGUUUAUGAAGAAAGUAUUUUCUGAUUAUGAAAAAAUUAGAGGAAAGGACAAAAAUACAGACAACUGUGUGUUUUGGGAUGUUGUUGUAAUUACAACUGCAGACUAUGCACAGAAGCAUGUGUUUGAACUUCAGAUUGAAAGUAAAAGAAACAGAAAAGAGCUUCCCUUGAAUCUCCCAAUUUAUGUUGUAGCUGACCCCACCGGACCAAAAAUAGGUAAUGGUGGAUCCACCUUGGUGGUUUUGGCCUUUUUAAAUCUUCGUUUAGGUCAGGAGAUGUUUGGGAAGAAGAUCUUAUUGAUUCAUGCAGGAGGACAGAGCAAAAGGAUGCCUAGUGCUAGCUGCCUGGGCAAAAUAUUCUCUCCUAUUCCUCAUGGAGACCCUAUCUACCAAAUGUUAGACCUUAAAUUAGCUAUGUACAUGCCAUUCCUUCCCAAUAUGCCACCCGGCGUGUUUGUGGCUUGUGCUGAUGACAUCCUAGUGUAUGACCUUGGUUCCUCUGAAGAUUCUAAGUACUGGUCGUUCUGUUACAAUGGAUUUACUGCUCUAGCUCACCCGUCCCCAGUACAGAUAGGAACCAAACAUGGAGUCUACGUAGUGGAGAAUGAGAAAAACCUGGAUCCUAAGAAACAUGUCCGGGGAAUGAGGUGCUUGAGGGUCCUACAAAAGCCCAGAAUUACCCAGAUGUAUGAGCAGGGUGCAGUGCUCAGUAACCUGACCUUCCCAGAGGAGGUAGCCGUGAAGGGAGAUAUGUCAUACACUGACAGUGCUUUCUUUUUUGGAAUGGAUGUAGCUAGGAAACUUUUACAUUUCUAUAAAGAAAACUGUCCUCUGACGUGUGAAAUUGAUGCGUAUGGUGAUUUUUUGCAAGCAUUAGGUCCUCAGGCUACUAGUGACUAUGUUCACAACACAAAAAAUGUUACACAUUUGACUCCAAAUCUUGUCCCCACUAGGUUACAGAUAUUUGAGCUCUUGAAAGGGACAGAUAUUAGCUUACUCUUGAUGAAUGCUUCUAGAUUUAUCCACAUUGGCACAACAAAGGAGUAUAUUCAUCAUUUCUGUUUCGACACCAAACUUCAAAGUGAGCUUGGAUUAGUGAAGGACUGCUUUAACACUUUUACAGAAAUAGAACCUAGUGCCAAAAAGCAGAAGUUUUCAGACACUGGAUUUGGUUGUAUCAUGCAUUCCUGUUUACCCUCCAACUGCUUUGUCUCUCCUAACACAGUGGUGGAGUACUGUCACUUUGAGUAUCCACUGCAAGUAGGUCAGAACUCCAUUAUCAGUAACUGUGCAGUAUUUGAGGAGGAACUGACAGAAACUCCUCCCCCACACAGUCAAAUACCUCACAACUUAUUCCUCCAUACAGUAGCCGUCAAACACCAGGAGAAGACCAAAUACACCACCAUUGUGUUCCACAUCGAUGACGAUCUGAAGAAGCAGGUGCCAGUGUCAGAAGUCUCUGGGGCCCCGUAUUUAGGAUAUGAUAUCCAACGCUUUAUUGAGAACUGUAAACUGACCCAGUUUGAGUUAGACGAGCACACAGGGGGUGUGGAAGGCGCGGGAGAGGGGCGUGCCCUCACCAGCCUAUGGCAGAUGUCCCUAUUUCCUCUGGAGAGUACCAUGACUUCGUCUCUCAUGCUAGCAUUAACUAUAGUGAAAGCCUCGCAGGGUAAUAAUCCUAACUUGAUAGAUCUAAGUAGCUAUGAUGUUGUCUCAAUGGAGGAAAUUUUAGAGAAGAAGGAUGUCAAAGCUAUGCUGAAAUUUAGAGAGGAUUUAUUUUCUAAAAUCUCAAAGGCCUAAAUGAAUUAAUGUAUUUGUUUAUAUUUAUUAUGAGAUGUCUGACUUUUAACUAUACUUGUAGAUUGACUUCUAAUGCUGUGUUUUUGAUCUGAUCCCCUCUAUGGUGCUAAAGAAUCUACUUAAUAUACCAGACAGUAUUUAUUUAUCAUAUUUUUAGAAUAGAUUAUAAAUUGGUUACAUUAUUUUGGAAAUAAAAACAAAAUUUUACAAAGAAA
This is a messenger RNA of Saccostrea cuccullata (small rock oyster), 2217 nucleotides long. Its product is annotated as fucose-1-phosphate guanylyltransferase-like. The record is from RefSeq and is a predicted model, not a curated record. The coding region runs from base 119 to 2002 and encodes 627 amino acids. Gene Ontology annotation, molecular function: transferase activity, transferring phosphorus-containing groups. The transcript has 4 exons. Lineage: Eukaryota; Metazoa; Mollusca; Bivalvia; Ostreida; Ostreidae.